Messenger RNA from Carassius carassius (crucian carp), 1940 nucleotides. RefSeq names its product HUWE1 associated protein modifying stress responses b (gene hapstr1b). Lineage: Eukaryota; Metazoa; Chordata; Actinopteri; Cypriniformes; Cyprinidae. The record is from RefSeq and is a predicted model, not a curated record. The coding region runs from base 186 to 983 and encodes 265 amino acids. The transcript is spliced from 4 exons.
CGUUAAGUUGUUUUCAUCGACUGUGUGGCGGAGAAGUGCAGGCACCGUUCGCGAUGCAGACGUAAACUUGCAGUUGUCGAUGAGGCCGCCGCCGACAACCGACCACGGCCGGGUUUAAUCACCACGGAGAACUUUUCAAGCGAACGUUAGUGCAUUACAACAGCGGUUUAAGUUUUUUUGUGGCCAUGGAGGAGAAGAAGAAGGAGGAGGGGGAAGCGGAGAUCCAGGAACACGGACCCGAGCACUGGUUCUCCAAAUGGGAGCGGCAGUGCCUCGCCGAGGCCGAGCAAGAGGAACCGAGCGAGGAGGACACCGAGCAGAGCCAACAAACACUCUGGCAUCUCUUCCAGAACUCCGCCACCGCCGUCGCACAACUGUAUAAAGAUAGAGUAUGUCAACAACAGGGCCUUUCCUUGUGGGUUCCCUUUCAAAAUGCUGCAACUGCCGUCACUAACCUUUACAAAGAGAGUGUUGAUGCCCAUCAGCGGAGUUAUGAGCUGGGUAUUCAGAUCGGUCAUCAGAGACGAAACAAAGAUGUCCUGGCAUGGGUGAAGAAAAGGAGGCGGACUAUUCGGCGUGAGGAUCUAAUCAGCUUCCUCUGUGGUAAAGCCCCACCGCCACGUAGCUCCAGGGCUCCGCCAAGACUUGCAAUGGUGUCGCCAAGCCGACCCACGUCCUCAGAGACAAGUUCAUCUGUAGAGACAGACCUGCAGCCUUUCAGGGAGGCCAUUGCUCUGCAUGGUCUAAGCGGAGCCAUGGCGAGCAUCAGUAUGCGCUCCGGAGCCCCAGGUUCACCUACACACCUGAGUGCCAGCUCUGCCCCCAGUCGCCGCCGAAACGGUCUCCAUGAUGUGGACCUCAACACUUUCAUUGCCGAGGAGAUGGCGCUCCACCUCGACAACGGAACUCGGAAACGAAGCUCCGCCCAGUGCAAUGAUGUCAUAACAGACUCGCCCACUCACAAACGCAAUAGGAUGAUCUGAGCUCUUAAGAAAAAGAAAACAACUGACGACAACAACAACAACUGCGAAAUACGUUAAUAAAAUGCCACUCCUCUGUCAUCCUCCCAUCUUUAUUCAGAGCAGGAAAUAAAAGCAGCCAAUAACAGUGCUCACCACAACACAGCACAUUCUCGGAUUGGUCUACAGAGCCCAGUUGAGGUGAUCGGAGGGAGACAGUGUUCAGUGCAGAGGCCUAAGUGCCCUUCCAUGGGAUCCUGUCGACAAACACACAACCCUCAUUCACUAUAUUGCUGCGUGAGUUGAUUGUGUGUGUGUGUGUGUGUGUGUGUGUGUAAGGUUGUGUUAUGGCUGAACUGAGAUGGCAAAAUGCGAGCGAGCGAAUGCAGGAACAAGGAAACAUUUUUGUGUGCAUGUUCGCAACAUAAUGAGCAUUGUCUGUAUGAUUGCGUGUGUGUACAAGUACUUGGUGUGUGUGUGUGUGUGUGUGUGUGAACGACUGAUGAGUUUUGUUAGAGUGUGUUUGUGUGUGGUACCUGCCCCUUCCUUCAGCACCUGUCACUGCCCCAGCUCUCAGUUACCACGCUGCGGCUUUGAAAAGCAACAAAAGUUUUAUUUUAAUGUUAUUGACAAUGCUAUUCAUGUUUUUUUUUGUUCUUUUUUUUGCCUUUUAAUUCUGCUCUAGCAGCAGGCACAAGUGCUGUGAUAGCCAUACGUCCGCUGUCAUGCACAUCUCUCAAUCACUCUUGUUUUUCUUCAGUAGUUUCCCUUCAUUCUUCCGGAGCAUCCAUCUUUUUUCACUCAUCCUCUCAUCACUCUUUUCCCCAGCACCUUUGUCUCCAGUGUAACAUGUAAUGUAAAUACCUGUAGGUGCUGACAUAGACUUGUGGUACAUAUUGUAAAAAAAAAGCUGUGCAGAGACCAUUGAAUUGUUAAUGUACAAUAAUGAUUCUUGCAUUAAAGAAAUCAAGCUUUUAACUA